UUUCUAUUACGUCACUUCCCAUUUCCCAUCGCCCAUCGCCCUGUAACUCGGAAGAGAUGGUGUAACUAAUAAUAGGGACAUCGGGUUGUUAGAUGUUUAAAAGUUAGUGGCUGUUUCCUUAAACGUGGAAAUGUCGAGUCGGGCUUUGCGGAGACUUAAAGGGAACCCCCGGGGUCAGGAGGCCCUACAAGCGGGUGACCCGGAGCUGGAGACAGGGGAAGAGGAGGAAGAGACCCAGACAGAACCGGCAAAGAACACCAGUCGGAAAGCAAAGAAAAACAAGAAACAGAAAAAUAUCUGUAAUAUCUACGAGCUGAUAAAUGAAGCUGAGAAUGAGACUGAUAAAAAUUGUGAAGUUGAAGCCCCAGCAGAAGAAGAGCAUGUGGAGUCCAAGCUAGACCCUGACAACCAGGAAAAGGAGGAGAAGAGUGAUAAUGAGGAGACAGAAAAGCAAGAGGAGACCCGGGAGAUAGAAAAGUCGAGUGUGAGUGUUAAAGCAAGCAAGAAAAAAAAGAAAAAGAAAAACAAGAAGACAACAGCAGGGGAUGCUCAGGAGGAAGGGUGCACCGAUGACAUUGACAGUAUCCUGGAGACGAUUGAAAAUCAAAAUGGCCUGUCCUAUCGGAAUGAGUGCUCCAGAAAUGCUGACACCAGGCCUAUUCUUUAUGUAGAACAUAGAAACCUGAAUCCUGAAACGGAGCUGAAGAGAUAUUUUGGGGCUCGAGCAGUCUUGGGGGAUCAAAGCAGACCAAGGCAAAGACAGCGACAGUUUCACCGCAGCACAUGGAUGACAACACUAAAGAACACCUGGCCACGAUUCAGCAAACCUGGGAUUUCCAUGAGCCUUCUGGAGACAAGAGAUGGAGUCCAGUAUUUCACUUUUGAACACAGCAGGGAGUAUCAGCAAGUUCAGUUCAAAUUCCUGGAUGCAGUGGAGUCUAUGGACCCAAACAACAUUGUGCUCCUCUUGCAAAUGAAUCCUUAUCACAUUGACUCCUUGCUCCAACUCUCUGAUGUCUGUCGCAUUCAAGAUGAUCAAGAAAUGGCUAAAGACCUGAUUGAGAGGGCCCUGUACAGUUUUGAAUGUGCAUCCCAUCCUGUGUUCAGCUUGACCUCUGGAACAUCCAGACUUGAUUAUCUACGACCUGAAAAUAGGGCAUUUUACUUGUCACUGUAUAAGCAUAUGAUGUUUCUGGAGAAAAGAGGAUGUCCCCGGACAGCACUGGAGUACUGUAAACUCAUACUAAGUCUUGAUCCUGAUAACGACCCUCUGUGCAUGCUGCUGCUGCUUGAUUUCCUGUCACUGCGCUCACGAGAGUAUUCGUUCCUGAGUCGGAUCUAUGAGGAGUGGGAGGCCCACCGGAACCUGUCACAGCUUCCAAACUUUGCCUAUUCAGUGGGGCUGUGUUAUUACUUCCUCAGUCAGCAGGAGGACCUCCCCGCUUCAGAGUGCGCUCAGAAGCAACAGACAGCUGAUCACUUGCUACAAAAUGCACUGCUGAUGUUUCCAAGCGUGUUGAUGCCUCUAUUGGAGAUAUGUGCUGUAGAGCCUGAUGCUGCAGUCUCAUCGCAUGCAUUUUUUGGACCAAGGACUCAAAUUGGGCAGCCCCCUGCCCUGAAUGAGCUCGUGGCCCUCUUCGUCGGGAGGAGUCACUCUCUGUGGAAAGACCCGGCUGUGAUGCUGUGGCUGGAGAGGAAUGUUAAAGAAGUGCUGCAGAGAGUAGAUGCCAAUGAUCCUGUGGUGGAGGAGUAUGAGAAGAAAAGGAAGCUGAGGUACCAAAGUGCCCCAAGAAGCAUCCAUCGCCAUGUUAUCUUGUCUGAGAUAAAGGAGGCCACAGCUGCUCUGCCUCUGGAAGUGACUGCUCAGCCAGUGAUGGGGUUUGAUCCCUUGCCUCCUUUAGAUUCGGUGGCUUCUUACACCAGACCUGAAAGAGCUAAUAGAGUUGCUACUGAUGAAAGCACUUUGUCGCUGUUUUUACGAUCUCUACUGCCAAACUUCAACCUACAGGGUGGCGUAAGGCCUGAGGAGGACCUGGAAGUGGCCCAUGCUGGGCGACAGCUGAACCAGGAAGUGAACCGGCUAAUGGGGGCUAUGAGGGACAUGCUGGCUAAUAUCCAGUUUCAGGAGCCACCGCGUGAGGACAACCCAGAGAGGGAUGAAGAAGAGUGGGAUUGAGACCGUUGAGGUCCAGUUUAGGUGUCUACAGGACAGCAGGCUGCUGGGCCAGGGCUGGGGAAGUUGGAAGGCUACCGGGCUUAGACAACAGCAAUAACAAAGAAACCAUUUUAAAUUCAAUAAUUUAUUCUGUUCAAUUGGAACUGCCAUUCUUGAGGUUCUAAGACCAAAUUAACCCUGCUAAUUCAUCUGUUCUCAAUAAAGCAGCAGCUUUGGAAUUUUGAUGCCACAAUUGAAAGACCAUGAAUAUGUAUUUAAAGUCUCUUUCAAUAGGAGGCUGUUUAAAAAUGUAAAUUUGAAAAUAAAACACCCCCCCCACCCCCCCCCAAAAAAAAAAGCAUACUUUUUUUUUCAAUACUUUCCAUUAUUUAUACAUUUUGUCUGUUUGCAGCAAUCCAAAUGGAUUUAAUUUGUUAUGUAAAAAAAAAAAACAGCCUCAGAAUAUGAAUAUUUUAAUUAACAGCAGCAGAAAAAAUGAAUACACUGCUGGUAAAUGCAAUUCAGGCUUAAUAACACUUUACAAAAUGUAACAGUAGUUUUCACUUGAAAAAUAAUAUGUAACCUACAAACCUGAUGACUCUUAGGUAAGCAUUUAAUACCUGUUUCUUUUACAGUAAUGCAAGCACAGUAAACACAUUUAUAAACUAAUAGUGCUCUUGACAGUUAUAUCUGGGAAGCAGAUACUUAAAAGUGGUGUAAGCAAAGUAUUAUUCUUUAAGAUGAGGCAAAAAGGUUUGGUCAGAGUAUCGGAAUGUUUUUUUGUGCACGUGCUAAAACUAUAUAUCCUCUACGUUUAAAUGGAAGUGUGACAUACAAAUAGAUUUGAUGAAUGGACAGACCCCUCUAUAUAUACCCAGAAUAGGAUACUCUCAGUAAUUUGUGCUAAAAUACUAUUUAUUAUCCCCAGGUUCUCCAGAUGUAUUGGAAAAUGUGAUGUGUGACACACAUGCACAUGUAAGACUUCCUACACUAUAAUCCCUUUCUCUGGGGAUUUCAUUUUGACUGUAAAAAAAGUAUUUUUUUGUAUUAAAAAAAGGGGAAAAAAACUUGUGGCAUACAAAACAUCCCCAAGUAAUAAAAAAAAAAAAAAAAAAGAUUUUCUCUACAGAUUUGAAGACUUGUAUGGACCUUCACAUUUGAUGUGAUGUAUUAGUGAAAUCUAUAAUCUCUUGAGAUAUUCUGAGUGAAAUCUAAUCUCUUGAGAUAUUCUGAGGUGUGUUUUUUCUCCUUGUUCUCCUCAUUCUUUAGAAGCACAUUAGCAGCAAGCAGUACACUAUGAACACAUUCGUUUGAAUCCAGUCUACUGGAAAGAAUGUUUUUUUUACCAAUAAUAUUAAAUAACCUUUUUUGACUUAAUUUCCAAAGGAUUACUUGACAUCCUGACUUCUGACUGUCCCCAUGGCAUGCAUGGUAGUUUAAAUAUAGAUAUGUAGAUCGAUGGAUGUCAUGAUUUGGGAUCUGAUAAAGAUAAUACGGUCAACAUGAGAGUUUGGUAAAAUGAGAACUUAUAUUAAGUUAAAAAAAUAUUAAAUUAAGUUCCAACAAUAAAAACAUUCAUAAAUGGUUUAA
This is a messenger RNA of Acipenser ruthenus (sterlet), 3745 nucleotides long. RefSeq names its product transcription factor 25 (basic helix-loop-helix) (gene tcf25). Lineage: Eukaryota; Metazoa; Chordata; Actinopteri; Acipenseriformes; Acipenseridae. The record is from RefSeq and is a predicted model, not a curated record. The transcript has 18 exons. Bases 131 to 2176 code for a protein of 681 amino acids. Gene Ontology annotation, cellular component: RQC complex. Gene Ontology annotation, molecular function: protein binding.